Messenger RNA from Nanorana parkeri, 562 nucleotides. Its product is annotated as low density lipoprotein receptor adapter protein 1-B-like. The transcript is spliced from 5 exons. The coding region runs from base 25 to 555 and encodes 176 amino acids. The record is from RefSeq and is a predicted model, not a curated record. Lineage: Eukaryota; Metazoa; Chordata; Amphibia; Anura; Dicroglossidae.
GCGUCUCCCCGUGUGCUGUGUAGUAUGGACGCUCUGAAAUCUGUCGGUAGAGCGAUCCUGAGGAGUCCGAGCAUCGCCCGACACACCCGGCGGGUCACCGGACACCACAAACUGGCGGACAGUUGGCCGGAGUCACAUGACACGGAGGGAGCCGCCUUCCAUCUCAAGUACCUGGGCAUGACGCUGGUGGAGAAACCAAAAGGAGAGGACAUGGCGGCCGCCGCCAUCCGCCGUAUCAUCACCAUGGCACGAGCCAGUUCAGAGAAGUUCCGGAAAGUGAUUGUCACGGUGACACCGCGUGGGAUUGACAUCCAGGAGGCGGGCGGGGGACACAGAAUUGAAUACGUCUCCAUAUACAGAAUCUCGUAUUGUACAACAGACAAAGUGCAAAACAAAGUCUUUGCCUACGUGGCCCAGAACCAGUCCAACGGGGCCCUGGAGUGCCACGCCUUCCUAUCCCCCAAGAAAAAGCUGGCUCAGACUGUGACGCUGACCGUGGCUCGGGCAUUCCAGGUGGCGCUGGAUCUGUGGCAGGCCUCCAGGGAAGGUAAGUGACCACGAA